This is a messenger RNA of Pecten maximus, 3070 nucleotides long. Its product is annotated as corticotropin-releasing factor receptor 2-like. Gene Ontology annotation, biological process: adenylate cyclase-modulating G protein-coupled receptor signaling pathway; cell surface receptor signaling pathway. NCBI's taxonomy places the organism in Eukaryota, Metazoa, Mollusca, Bivalvia, Pectinida, Pectinidae. The record is from RefSeq and is a predicted model, not a curated record. Gene Ontology annotation, cellular component: plasma membrane. Gene Ontology annotation, molecular function: peptide hormone binding; G protein-coupled peptide receptor activity. The coding region runs from base 998 to 2713 and encodes 571 amino acids. The transcript has 12 exons.
UCGCUGAGAAAACUGUUUAUGUUUUUUGAAGAAAACAUUCUCUGACUUAGCUCCAAAAUAUUUAUCUUUGCAAAGGCGUUUUGUUUACUUGCCACGGAUUAGUUUGUUUACGAAUUGACCACAAUAACACGCAUUGUGCACGGAUUUACGUCACACGAAAAUAUUGUAAAGAAAAGGGAAACAGCUUUCCGUGAUUCGAUUGCCUCGGGAAAUGUGACAUCACGUGAUGAACAAGCAAAGUCUUAAAAACUCUUUAAUCUACGUUGUACAAAUCGUCCUUUUUCGCACGAGUUCCAGGAAUAUUCUGAUAUUCUAGCUUAUUGGAUUCGUUAAAUGAAACUUUGCGUUAUAAAUUGGAAUGAACUGGAUUUUUUUUCUAUUUAAUUAACCAGGAAGGAUAAACAUACUCUUGGAAGGUUAUCUGUAUACGUAGUACGAUUAAACUAUUCGUAAUAUCAGUUCAUGGACUCUUACGGAAUAAGCGGUUUACAAGUAAGAUAUUAAUUAUAAUUCUAUUGAAACGCCCACGAAGAGACACGUGCUAGUACCUGUCAAAACCAAAUGCGUCCAUGAAUUGUUACAUUUAAAAUCGAUAAUUGUGUACGAUCUUACCAUCAAGGACAAUUAAUUUAAAUAAUCACGAUAUAUUACGUCAUUCUAUUAUGAUUUAAGCUACUACUUAACCACUAGUCAAACAUUGUGUACAUCUAUAUACUGUACAUGUAUCGGUAGAAACUGAUCAGUUUUAGAGUAUGCCUACAGAUUGUAUAUAAAAACGAUCGAUUAUGAGCUAUCCGGGGCUGCCAAUCUCGGCUAUGUAAAAUCAGAGAUGACAUUUAAAUGAAACAUCAGACCCUAUCAGCUCACUGACAAACAUUGUAUUAAGCGUAGCUCUGAUUGAACAUUUUGAAAACAUGAAAAACCGUGUUGAAGAAUUUCAUUGGAGGUUCAAAAUAUCACGUGGUGUUAGUUGUCAGUUUCAAUAAAAAAACUUAUCAUGGGAGACAUAAUUCAGUGUAAGAAAUAUCGCACACCAGUUUGGAGUCAGUGUCAAGUUAGAGUUAAAACAGCGAUUGGGUUAGCUCUUAUAGUAGGAGUCACCGUAGUUCUAACGGGUUACUUUAGAUCGCGCGCGACCGCGUGCAGUAGCAAACACAAUGACUGCAAAAGCAUUGAAGCUUAUAAGGUUAUCGCUCGCUCAUUGAAGAGCGUUGAUACGGAGGAUAGUUCCGCGGAAACUAGUGCGUUGGAUUUAUUGAACCCCAAACAAGGUUUCCUGGAAUCCUUGUAUGUGAAUUCAACAGCGUCCGGAAAAGCUGUCCGGGACUCGUGGAAAUUUAAUUCCAGUUUCCCAUUGGACUCGUUGAAUUUAACUUGGAGUUCUAUACCGGAGGACAACACCAAUAUGCCGUGUCUAAAUUCCUCAAACGGUCCAAGAGAUGCCGACCUCAUCUACUGCGACAUGAUGUGGGACGAGUUGUCGUGCUGGCCGGCAACCCCUGGCGGUCAGUACUCCAUAAUAGCAUGUCCCUUAAUGCACCGCAUCGACGUAACAAAAAACGCUAGUAGGUUCUGUGACCCGAAUGGAAAUUGGGACGUAUUAGCCAACUAUAACAGCUGUAUAGCAGCAUUGUCUAACCCACCAGAAGACGACUGGACGUCUACGGAACUGGAUUCUGACUAUGCGAAACGAAUCAUCUACAACCUUGGUUUCACUAUGUCCACGCUCGCUCUUGCCAUUGCCCUAUUCAUCUUCCUGUACUUCAGGAGUCUACGUUGUCUGCGGAACAAGAUUCAUUGUCAGCUAAUAAUCACAUUCAUUUUACGGAACUUGCUUUGGAUCAUCAUGCAGCACACUCUCCUACAUAUUGUCUCCAGCGAACACAAGUGGGCAUGUAAGCUUGAGACAUCCAUCUUUAACUACGUUCAGAUGACGAAUUUCUUCUGGAUGCUGGUGGAGGGAAUGUACCUACAUAUUAUUAUUGUCUGGACCUACUCCGCCGACAAAAUCAAGCUCUGGUACUUCAUGGUGAUUGGCUGGGGUAUACCCGCCAUCAUUAUAAUUGUGUGGGUUUCGCUAAGAAUCCAUUUUCAACAAGAUAUAGACGAAACGUCGCAUUUACUAGCUUGCUGGAUGUCAACAACAAACGGCAACGCAACAUAUGUUGACCAGCUCGACUGGAUCUACAAUGGACCGAUACUCUUUGUUCUUGCUACAAACAUGAUAUUCCUCGCCACAAUCAUAUGGGUUUUGGUGACGAAACUACGAGCAUCUCAUAGCUUGGAAACACGCCAGUUACGGAAAGCUGUUAAAGCCACGCUGCUUUUAUUUCCGUUACUUGGAAUUAUAUAUGUUCUCUUCAUCUGGCCGCUGAGCGAUGCGCCUGCUGUAGUGGAAGCCCACGAGUUUAUCAACGCUGUGUUACAGUCAUUCCAAGGCUUCUUCGUAGCACUUUUCUACUGCUUCCUGAAUGGAGAGGUCAAAGCCGUGUUGAAGAAGAAGUUCAGUGUGUUCCAGGAUUCUCGUUCUCUUAGUGCUCGCUAUACCAAAUCCACAAUUGGGUGGGCCAAUGACACCAGUAUAGCUCCCAAAGAGGGUAUUGUGUUGACGAACGGACAUCUGUCUCCCUCAAACAACGGUGCCCGUCACGGAAGUCCUUGGAAUACUCCAACAAUUGAACACCAGCCUGAAGAGACGGAAAACAUGCUCUGAUGUUUUCUAAAGACUACGAGUGAAGUCCUUAACAAAUUAUCAUUAGAAAAUGACAUGCAACGUGGUCGUUCUAGAAAGAAUACUGCUGUGUUUUCUUGCAAGGAUAUAUGGACGUUAUCAUGUUGCAAGGAAACGCCAGGUUGGCGUAAGGAUCGUCACAUAUAAACUGUCCCUCCCUAAGACGUUCCGGAAUUCAUAUAUAACACGUUACACGGUACACCAUGCUAAAAUUGGGAACACGACAAUCAAUGUGAUACAUACGAUGCAGUGUAAAUCAUAAUAGAGAUACCAACGUUAUCCAAAGCUAGUUAAUAUCGCAUUAAUUAUUUACAAAACCACGUAAUAUAUAUAUAUAUA